UCCACCCCUCGCCUCGGAGCGUGUGGUUCCCGUCGCUCCUGUUGCUGUGUUCCUGAGACUGAGAGUGGUAGUAGAAAACAACAGCUGGGCCGAUAGAUCAGACGGCUUUGAGGCAUUUCUUAAUUGUCAGACUAUUACAGAAGCCUCCUUUAAACGUGUGAGACUCUAUAUGGACAACCCGAUCAUUAAAAAGAGCUCCAGCUGCUUUUUAUCAAAACUCAAAUUGAUUUGGGGAUCCGGUCCCGAGGAAAGCUGCUCCUGACAGGUGCGCAGAGAGGAUGGGCAGACGUGAGGCGGACAGCAGAGACGCAAUGAACACUAGCGGACGCUCCGAGCUGGGCUGCCUGCAGGACGCGGCGUCCAGCAGCCAGCAUGGCGGCGAGCAGUCACCGAGAAUGGACAGCCGCCGUGCCUGCAACGCGGAGAAGCGACAGAGAAACAUGAAAGUAGGCGUGGAGGCGCUGGGCCAGGCAUCCACAGCCACAGCGUCCAUUGAAGUAAAAAAGCAUCAGCACAAGCACAACUUAAAGCACCGUUAUGAGGUGAUGGAGACGCUGGGGAAAGGCACCUACGGCAAAGUGAAGAAAGCGGUGGAGAGAGCGAGCCUGAAGACGGUGGCGAUCAAGUCAAUCCGCAAGGAGCGCAUCACCGACGACCUGGACAGAAUUCACAUCCAGAGAGAGAUUGAGAUCACAUCUUCACUCAGUCACCCCAACAUCAUACGCUUCCAUGAGGUGUUUGAGAGCCGGGAUAAGAUUGUGAUUGUGAUGGAGUACGCCAGCAGAGGAGAGCUAUAUGAUUACAUACAGGAGAGGAGGCGACUGCCAGAAACAGAAACCCGCAGCAUCUUCAGACAGAUUACAUCUGCUGUCCACUACUGCCAUAAGAACGGGGUUGUGCAUCGAGACCUCAAGCUGGAGAACAUUCUUUUGGACCAAGAUUUGAAUGUAAAGCUGGCUGAUUUUGGCCUCUCAAAUAAUUUCCACAAGGGCACACUGCUGCAAACCUACUGUGGAAGUCCGCUCUACGCUGCCCCAGAGAUCGUGAAAGGGCUCCCAUACCAGGGACCAGAGGUGGACUGCUGGGCACUGGGGGUGCUGCUGUAUGCCCUUGUUUACAGCAGCAUGCCAUUCGAUGGUGCCAGUCACACAAAACUCACAGAGCAGAUCAGCCAAGGUCGCUAUCGCAGAUCCAACCCCCCCUCUGACGCCUGUGCUCUCAUCGGCUGGUUGCUGACAGUGCGUGUGGAUGAGAGAGCCACGAUAGAGGACGUGGCUAACCACUGGUGGGUGAACUGGGGAUAUGAAGAGAGUGUGUGUGACUGCCCUUCAUUUCCACACCAAGAGUGCCCCUCCCCGCUGCUGGCUCGCUACAUCGACUGGCAGAAUCAGGUUGCUGCUGCUAGCAGUUUGACGGUGGAUGCAGACUGCCUGUCCUCAGACUCUUCCGGUCUUCCUCAACACGCUUCCAACCCCUUUUACUUCAGCUUACCUCUAAAGCACGAAUGUGGGGGAGGUGCAAGGGUGCGCGGUGGAAUAUCGAGUCUUAGGAAGUCUCGCAAGGAGAAUGCGAUUCCCCAGACUGCACAGGGAGCUUGCAGUGACGUUUGUUUAGCAACUGCUUCUUCCGUGGUGAUUUCCUCCAGUUCCACUUUUGAAAGAAAAAAGCCCAAAGGUAUUCUGAAACACCAGAGAAGUUUAGAUUCAGUCUUUCACACCCCUCCCAGGGAUAACUCCCCCUCUCAGCUCUGUAACACUGCACCGCAGCCCUGUCGAACACACAGUCUUACUCAUGCGUAUGUUGACGUCCUAUCAACCAGCCUUCUGUCUCCAACUACAUUCAGUCAGCCGUCGUCCAAAAUGCCCAAGAAAGGGAUACUAAAGAACUUGUAUGGUGGGGAGUCAGGUUAUGGUUCCUCAUCAGACAGAAGGGGCUCAGGUGUAGGAAGUACAGACAGUAAUGCAGGUCAGUCCUGUUCCCAUAAACAACAAACAUGUCUCCCUGGAGUUGAAGACAGUCCCACAAUGCGCACAGAAGCAGUAAGAAGACGUAAGGGUAUUUUGAAACGUAAUGGAAAGUUUUCUCGCAGCCUGGAUCUUCCUGACAACCACCAGUCUUCUCCCUCUCCAACUCCUGCGAUAUUCCCAGAGGCUCUGCAGCAUCUCCUCCAGACUGCAGGGGAUGCUGAGGGCCGUCAUAGCCGCCCCUCUAGUGUUGUGAGCGAGGAUAGCCUCUUCUCCUCCGAUUCCUUUGAUCUGCUGGACCUUAGCUCCCAGUCACGUCGCAAGAUUUUCUCAAGGGGGGUGCGGCACAGCUCAGAGGACGAUUUGGAGCAGCUGAGAGGCGAGGCGGACAGGGUCGUUGGACAACGACAAACAAAAAAGGAAAUGCUGUAAUACGAAGCGUAUUAGAAACUUUAGUGUGCUGAAAAACUGGGUUUAAUUCCAGCUCUUCAGUUCAGUUUUAUGUGAUAAUCAGUGCCUGCGAUCUUGAAAAGACUUCAUGAACUCUAGAAAGGUUGCAUCUCAAGUACACAGACUCUCAUGACCAUUGCACUGCCGAUGUAAAGCACCAUGUCUCAGCAUAUUUGCAGCGAUAAAUUAAAGUGUAGCCUCUGACUGUUUAACUGUGUUCCUCCAAAUGGGACCUGAUUUCCAGCAGUUUGCAGAGACAGGACAGAAUAGUCUGUUUAAUGGACUCGGUCCGACCUCACCUGCACAACAGACUCUCCUUGUAGAUUUUUGCAGAUUGAUGUUGACAACUCUCAAAAUCUUUGUCUGAAGGCUGUCAUCUGCUAACAUGGUAAUCCAUGCAUCUUUGAUUUAUCGACAAUCAUUGUAUGAGUAAGUCAAAAGACUUAAAGAUAUUUCCAUCCACCUGCAUUUUUUGACCAUUUUGGAUAUAAAAUCUGAGGUGUAAGUUCAGAAAAAAAGAAGAAAAAAUACUUUUAAAGUUCAAAAAAAUAUGUGUGUAUUGAUAACAGUGAAAUGUGGCAAAGUGCAAUUGAAACUAGCUUUUUAUACACUAAUCGUGCAUGAAGCAUGUCAGAUAGAAGCAUACAGUAUGUAUGUGAGAACUAAUGGCGAGGAGGAGCAUUCGUUAAAUUAAUAUAUGAAACAAAUGUAAAUAUAAUUUCAUUUUUUCUGCAUUCUUUGGCAGUGCUACUAAUUUUGCUGGUGAUCUUUUGUAAUAUAUAAUUUGCACACUGUUGUUCUGCAGUGGUUGUGAUAACACCCGGCAAUAAAUUUAACAUCAUCAGCUAUUUAUACUCAAGUAUCCACCUUCAUGCAGUCACACAUACAUAUGGAAACAGAUAUGCAUAGAAGUUUGCUUUUAGCUUAAUGAUUUUCUGAAAUGUGUUCAAAUGUGUGCAGUGUUUGGAUGGAAACUAGACUGUAGCAACUUCUGUUAUGAUGAUAAAUUCUGCUCAGUUGACCUUUGGGAUACUUUGUGGCAGCACUUUAUAAACCUUAUAUAAACAUUGCGACAUGGUUAUAGCACACUAAAAUGUAGCAGAUAUCAGGACAUUUUAAGUGUUCAGUAUUAACCUGUAUAAUCUGUCAGCAAUUCUAAUUUCUCAUCUGAGAAUAAAUUGUGUUUUUAUUCAUUAUCUGUUCAUGCAUCAUCCUGCUUAUGUUUAUGCACUGUGGGCUUGCACAAGAGGAGCUAUGGUUGUUAACAGACACUUCACAUUGGUUAAACCCCAUUUGUUAAAUGUUUAUAUUCCGCUUAUCUAAAAUGCUAAGGAAAGUAAUGCCGAUGUCAAUUUUUUUUUUCAAGUAUAUUUAUGCCACACAGUGUUUCACUGUGCACAGUUUGCUUCUUUGCACCAACACACACAGUGUGAAUAGCAGAUAGAUCACAUUGCUUUUUACCGUGACACCACCUGUGCUGCUCUGGAUGUUUAGGUGAUGUAUGCAGUAGAUGUAUACAAUAUUAAAUCUGUGAUUUUCAUACUGUGAGAGGAAAUACAAAGAAUUCUCUUUAACUUUUUUUUUUUUUUUUAUAUAUUUUUGUUUUUCUGGGUAAAAUAAAUUAUUUGAAUCUGAGCAGUUUGCAGUGUCUUUUCUGAUGAAACGAUAAAUAAAAUCAGCAGCAUGUUGUAAGACGUAUUGCAUCUUGACCAACCAUAGAGUUUGUACUCGAAAGCAGGGAUGUUAGUUAGUUAGAUUAUUUGUCUGAGUGUGGAAGACAAAAAGAUGUCUAUUUAGUUACCUUGCUGUCUUCUUCUGUGUUUCUGUCUCCAUAAACUCAGCUCUAGUUGGCCCACAGAUUGUUUUCAUAGUUUUUAAUGGACUUGGUUAUAAAAAGAAGUAGGCACAGUUUCUUUCUUUAAAUGCUCUACAAAAAGGAAACAUUAACUGUGGAAACAGCAGAUUUGAAAAAGCAGGUUUCAUUAAACAGUUAUUCCAAUGUUGUGUUUUGAAAGCCUGUCCAAUGAGUAAACACUUCAUAGAUUGUUGUUUGGAGAUUUUCAUUUUAAGGAUUACAUUUUUCUGUAUGGAUUAAAAAAAUGCCAACAUCUCCAAAACAACAAAACUCACCAGAAGGCCUUGUUUAGAUGUGAAGAAGCCCGGCAUGGUCUUUGAUAAACAUUAUUAUUUUAUACCAUUCACUUGCCUGGUUGUAAAUUUCUUUAAGUCUUCUCCCCAUUUUAGGACACUUUAUAUAAUUUGAAUUGAUUGAUUGGAGAAAAAGUUGGCCAGCAGACGAUGAAAUCCAGAGCAAAGGUCAGAUGGUGACGUUUCACAACACUCCUCAUAUCCCGUCAGUGUCAUGGGGACUAUUUUGUUACAUAAGAACAACCAUUUAACUGUGCUGAGCUAAUGUUUAUGCUGCAUGUGUCACGGUUCUGGGUCCGUUGGACCCAGUAUUUUGAGUUUAUUGUGUUUUGAUUUAAGUUUGCAUCAGGGAUUGUGUUCUUGUUCUCUUGUCGUGUUAUGGUAAUGUUUAUGUCUAUUAUUAGAGUUCCAUGUUCUGUUUAUCUGGGUUUAAGAUGUGGGUUUAGUUUCAUAUGUCAUUUCAAGUCUGUCUCUGUCUAGUCUGUGUCUUAGUAAAGUGUGUUUUGUUUC
Pundamilia nyererei is the source of this 5072-nucleotide messenger RNA. RefSeq names its product NUAK family SNF1-like kinase 1. The transcript has 7 exons. Gene Ontology annotation, biological process: protein phosphorylation; intracellular signal transduction; microtubule cytoskeleton organization. Gene Ontology annotation, cellular component: cytoplasm. Gene Ontology annotation, molecular function: ATP binding; tau-protein kinase activity. The coding region runs from base 279 to 2396 and encodes 705 amino acids. Lineage: Eukaryota; Metazoa; Chordata; Actinopteri; Cichliformes; Cichlidae. The record is from RefSeq and is a predicted model, not a curated record.